AUGUAUAAGGAAUUUGGUUUAAAAGAUGCCAUCUUUAGCAAGGUCAAGGAUAAAGACCGUGCAAUUAAAGCUGGCGCAUCGGAUGGUCCUGGAUUUGGUGAUGAUAUCAAAUGUUAUGGUAAUUCCGAUAAAAAUUUUGAAAAUAUCCUGUGUCAAAAACGACGUAAUUACGAAAAAGAGAUAAGAAAUACUGAGGAUAAAUUUUCCAUGGAAGAUUAUGAA
Funneliformis caledonium is the source of this 222-nucleotide messenger RNA. Lineage: Eukaryota; Fungi; Glomeromycota; Glomeromycetes; Glomerales; Glomeraceae. The record is from the annotation of a GenBank genome assembly.